AUGUUGUUUUUGAUCAGGGCAAUCGUAAGCUUCCUUUAUUGGGCCAACCAUAAACUCCGCCAGCUCUCGAACAUAUUGGUUGGCAACAUGUUUGAGCCUAAGUUUGACAUUGUCUUGGUGACAGGCGGUACUUUGGGCUUGGGUAGGGAGAUUGUAAAGCAGCUCGUCGCCAGGAGGGCCAAAGUUGUUGUGAUGGACAUUGUGCUCCCCGAGGAUGACGCCAAGCUCCCGGGGGUUAUUUAUUACCAGUGCGAUGUUAGCGACAGGGCGCAUGUGUUUGACGUGCAAAAGGAUAUCCAGAAUAACGUGGGAGUCGUCACCGUCCUCAUCAACAACGCAGGCAUAUCUACCGGGAAAACUGUGUUGGACCUUUCCUUCCAAGAGAUUGAAAGAACGAUUCAGAUCAACUUGAUCUCCAGUUUCUACACCAUCAAGGCGUUUUUACCGGGAAUGAUCUUUGUCAAGAGAGGCUACAUCGUCACUAUUGCCUCCAUCUUGGGGUACAUGUCGCCAGCGAGGUUGAGUGCUUAUGGGGCCUCAAAGUCGGGGUUGAUUGCGCUACACGAGUCGCUUACAUACGAGCUUGGUCCGCCCUCGGUUAAUCCGCACGGAGUAAAGACGCUUUUGAUUUGCCCCGGCCAGAUCAAGACUGGCAUGUUCACCGGUGUCAAGACUCCGCACACGCUUCUUGCUCCCGAGUUGGAACCAAAGUUUGUGGCUGCGCAUGUGAUCAAAUCGAUCGAGCAAGGCAGACGGGGCGAAAUGAAACUCCCAUUGUACGGCAACUUUGUUCCACUUUUCAGAGCGAUGCCUUGGCCGAUUGUCGAGCUCACCCGCAAGUUUUCCGGGAUGGACGAGAGCAUGUUGCAUUUCAGAAACGCGCUAGUGAAGGUUGCCAGCAGAGUGUCAUCCUUGGCCAGCGGCGUCAACUCCGUUGCUAGCAGGUCGAUGCAGAGUUCGAUCCGCGGCUCAAAGGCCGACUCUCCAGCUGGCAGCAAAGCACCCCGAACCUCGCAACACCUGUCCGAGCAUCACGACAGAGAAACAAACGUGGAAAUCGAGAUGCACUAG
Lodderomyces beijingensis is the source of this 1071-nucleotide messenger RNA. The record is from the annotation of a GenBank genome assembly. NCBI's taxonomy places the organism in Eukaryota, Fungi, Ascomycota, Pichiomycetes, Serinales, Debaryomycetaceae.